Molecule: messenger RNA, 1796 nt
Organism: Ixodes scapularis (black-legged tick)
Lineage: Eukaryota; Metazoa; Arthropoda; Arachnida; Ixodida; Ixodidae
Product: cuticle protein 16.5-like
Exons: 2
Coding region: 773-1693 (306 amino acids)
Source: RefSeq, a predicted model, not a curated record
UGUUACCUUCAAACAUGAGCUCUUUAUUUGUUGGCCGUCGAGUAUAGGUCGUAUUUUUACAUACUUAAUGAUUUUUAAAUAUAUAAUACACAAUAAACUUUGCACGUAUUUACUUUGAUUCUUGUAAUUUGGAGAUAGUCUCAACGCGUUCUUUACCAUAAGGUCAUAUUGAGCAAUGUUAUGCGCGCUAGUAAUUUUUUGCACUAAUGUACACCAUAUUUAUUGACGGUCUACAUUCAUUAAAUACCGGUGAAGCUGACAAAGACGCUAAGGUGGAUUCUCUUUUGUUCUCGAAGCUCUAUCAAAACAAAUAACUCCAGCAAUACCCCUAGUGCGCUUUAAGCAAGGCAAACAGGCAUUUAUUUGAACCGUCUCUCAUUUAAAGCGAUAUGGGAGGAAUGCAUGUAAAGAAGAGAUUUAAAAAAAUGCUUGGUAGAAAUAAAUGUUUUCAUAUGCAUGCGAAACGUUGUCGUUUUUUUCUGCAAGGUGCCCACUUUUAUAUAUUGAUAUAUCACGAGUUAUAUCCUGUUAUCACCUAAAUCCAUCGCUUCUGAGAACGCUCGACCCAGUCAGGAGUUUCCAACGCGUUUAGCAUGAGCUUGUCUUAAGAAAACUAUAAAUGGUUUGCAGUGUAUUGUGUGUAUUUGCGUUUUUAAACCAAAGUAUCCAAGCUGACAUUAGAAUUGUUGCUAAUAAAAAGGAGAACAAUUCAGUUAUCACCCACUGUGUGGAAUAAGCAAUACUGAAUUGACAAAGAUUUGGUAAUGUAAAUAUGUUCGCAUUAUCCUUGUUGCAGUUCCACGCCUGUCUCUUCCUGGCCCUUGCCAGCAGCGCCAUCGCUGGUUACGUCCAGGGUGGCCUUGGCUACGGCCAUGACCUCGGCUACGGCAGCCUGGGCUACGCCGGCCUCGGCUACCGCCACGGUCUUGGCUAUUCUGGCCUCGGUUACGGUCAUGGUCUUGGCUACGGCCACGCUGUUGGACUUAACAACGGCUUCGGCUACUCUGGUCUCACCGGCUACAGCGUGGCUGUCCCAGCCCUGAGCCGCACUGUGGCCACUGCCUACCAAGCUGCUCCAGCUGUUGCCACCUACGCCGCUGCUCCAGCUGUUGCUGCCUACUGCGCUGCUCCAGUUGCCAGUUACGCCCCUGCCCCAGCUGUCACCAAGGUCGCUACCUAUCAGGCUGCUCCAGCUGUCGCUACCUAUGCCGCUGCUCCAGCUGUUGCUGCCUACCACGCUGCUCCAGUCGCGAGUUACGCCGCUGUCCCAGCUUUCAGCAAGGUCGCUACCUAUCAGGCUACUCCAGCUGUCGCUACCUAUGCCGCUGCUCCAGCUUUCGCUGCCUACCACGCUGCUCCAGUCGCCACCUACGCCGCUGCUCCAGCCGUGACCAGGGUGUCCACCGUCCACGCUGCUCCAGCUGUCGCCAGCUACCAGACCUACCACGCUGCCCCAGCCGUCGCCACCGUUGCCCACGCUCCAGCUGUUGCUAGCUACCAGACAUACCACACCGCUCCAGCUGUGGCUUCCUACGCCCACGCUGCUCCAGUCUAUGGAUACGGCGUCAACUCUCUCGGCUACGGUGCCGGCCACUUCGGUUACGGACACGGCCUCGGCAGCUACGGUCUGAACUACGGAUAUGGUCUCGGUACCUAUGGAGACUACACCACCCUCCUCCGCAAGAAGAAGUAAAAUCGUCAAGGAUCUACCGCUGCGGGUGGUAGCCACUACGAUUCUAUGAAGAGACGUGUUCACUGCCAACAUUUGCUGUCGUAAAGAAAGCAAUAAAGUCGUC